Messenger RNA from Myotis lucifugus (little brown bat), 3057 nucleotides. It is a transcript of the gene DNAJB6, whose product is annotated as DnaJ heat shock protein family (Hsp40) member B6. The transcript is spliced from 11 exons. The record is from RefSeq and is a predicted model, not a curated record. Gene Ontology annotation, biological process: protein refolding; positive regulation of proteasomal ubiquitin-dependent protein catabolic process. Gene Ontology annotation, molecular function: Hsp70 protein binding; ATPase activator activity; protein folding chaperone. Lineage: Eukaryota; Metazoa; Chordata; Mammalia; Chiroptera; Vespertilionidae. Gene Ontology annotation, cellular component: cytosol; cytoplasm; nucleus. Bases 771 to 1859 code for a protein of 362 amino acids.
CCUUCAGUUCGCAGGCCGACACUCUCCACUGAGCCAGACCAGCGAGGGCCAUAUUUUAGUAUUUUAAGUGGCAAAUUUAUAGUCUGUUCUGUUACUGAGUUUCUUAACCAUUUAAUAUUUGGAACUUUCAUUAGUGUAUUUGAGGUUAUACAUUCUUUUCUGAAUUUCACGUUAGUUGUUCACACUGAUGGCCCUUAAAGAUGGCCCCCUUUUCCCUCCCGGGAUGUGGGGAGGCCAAGGUGUGUGGUUCCAUGCUGUGGAUCUUCUGGGCGGGGCACUCUUCUUCCUGGUGGCCCCAAUGUGCUGCCCAGUGCCUGACACAGGACACAAUGAGGCAACAAGCUUCUGAGUAUGUUGAGGUGAGAAAGCAGGAUGCUCACCAGGGGCCUGUCAGCUGCUGUGGGCACCACGUCUCUGACGAAUCACCUGUUUUAUUUCGUUUAGGUUGGCGAUUUUCAACUGGUGUGCUGCAAAAACUUUUAGAAAUGCAACACCAGACUCUUUCGUCAGGGGCACUCACCUCUUUUUCCUUAGAUUGUCAAAUAAAAACGUCAGCAGCCAACACUGUAUAGCCGUCCAGUGUGAAUGAAUCAAAGUUACACCUAUUUUUUUUGUCAGGUUGGCAAAAAAUACGUUUUGGUGUGCUGCAGAAUUUUAGUAAUUUGUUUAUGUGCCAUGAGGUAAAAAAGUUGGGAAAUCGCUCUUCUUUGCUCUGAUGUCACUCACCCUGGAUUUCUAAUAGCAGGACUCGUUCCAACAGCCUGUAAAACAUGGUGGAUUACUAUGAAGUUCUAGGCGUGCAGAGACAUGCCUCCGCCGAGGACAUUAAAAAGGCGUAUCGGAAACUGGCGUUGAAGUGGCACCCAGAUAAAAAUCCUGAGAAUAAAGAAGAAGCGGAGAGGAAAUUCAAACAAGUAGCCGAGGCGUACGAGGUGCUCUCCGAUGCUAAAAAACGGGACAUCUAUGACAGAUAUGGCAAAGAAGGAUUAAAUGGUGGAGGUGGAGGUGGAGGUGGAAUUAACUUCGACAACCCGUUCGAGUUCGGCUUCACAUUCCGGAACCCAGAUGAUGUGUUCAGGGAAUUUUUUGGUGGAAGGGACCCGUUUUCAUUCGACUUCUUUGGUGUCCUAGGGGACUUCCACUUUCAGGCGGUCAGGAUUUACCCGCAGGAGGAGCUGCUGCACGGCUGCUGCAUGUUCGGAGUGACGCUGCGGCCUGCUGGCGAAGACCCAUUUGACGACUUCUUUGGGACUCGGCGGGGUCCGCGUGGGAGCAGGAACCGGGGAACCACCUCGUUCUUCUCCGCCUUCACAGGGUUCCCGGCUUUUGGCGGAGGGUUUCCGUCUUUUGAUGCAGGAUUUACUUCCUUUGGGUCAAUAGGUCAUGGAGGUCUCACUUCAUUCUCUUCGACGUCAUUUGGUGGUAGUGGGAUGGGCAACUUCAAGUCCGUGUCGACUUCUACCAAAAUUGUUAAUGGAAGAAAAAUCACUACAAAGAGAAUUGUCGAGAACGGUCAAGAAAGAGUAGAAGUUGAAGAAGACGGCCAGUUAAAGUCCUUGACGAUAAAUGGUGUGGCCGACGAGGACGCCUUCCGGGAGGCCUGCCAGCUCCGAGGCCAGCAUGCGCUGCCCGAGCAGCCCGCCAGCACCAGCGCCCGCCCUCUGAGGUCGCACAGGCCCACUCCACUACCCAAGCAUGAGGACGAGGACGACCCGGGCCGCCAUCGGGCCGCCAGCCACUGGGACCCCUCCGCCUUCUCAGCAGCUUGCCGACUCACUUCUGACGUCACGCCCGCGUGUCCUUGCACAGCCCAGGAACCAGCACGUGGCCAGAGACUGAGGGGUCGGGCUUUUGCGUGAGUCACGCUCCCACAGGACUCAAAGAAGGUGGCAAGAGGAAGAAGCAGAAGCACAGAGACGAGUCCAAGAAGAAGAAGUCGACCAAGGGGCAGCACUAGAGCGCCGGCCGUGGCGGCGUCGCGCUGUGUGGUGUGUGCACGCGAUAGGUAGGGCGCCUGCUCCCCGCCCCGUCACCUCCUCACCCCGGGACGCGGACGGGCGGCCAGUCAGGCGGCGGGUGAUGAGCGGGCGGUGGCGUGAGCGCCCGCCCUGGCCGCAGCCCAGCACUAAGAUAGCGAUUCCUGGGCAGCGGUCGGGGCUCUCGCUUGUUCUUGACGGUGCGGCCUCCAUGUGAACCCCUGAGGCAGCGCUAGCUUUAGGGGCGUGACAGGUAGACAGGCAGCGGGUGGCUCCUCGUGGGGCCGGCGUUGGGAAUCGGAGGGUAGUGAGUGUGGGCGACUCCAGGUCACACACGUCACACCUGAGCGGGGCCGCAGGUGCUGCCUGCUGUCCCGGGGUCAGACCUCAGCACCUGUCGUGGCCCCGUCCCUGUUGGCCACGUCAUUGAGCUUGUAAACCUGACCCUCCGAGUAGAACCGGCCGAUGUCAAGUGUGCUGUGAUUAGUGCUAGUCCUUCCUUUCUUCCCGACCCAUCACCGUUCCCCGAAGCUCGUGCAGGGGACGCUACAGAGCUUUGCUCCGUAAACAGCCCGGCUCCGAGUUGAGGGUGCGAGGAAGCAGACGGCUGCCUGGCAUGCGGGCGCCAGCAGGCACGAGCUCGAGUUUCGUCUGUGGACACUGCCCUCCUGUGUGGCCAGCCUCGCCUCUGUGCUUUCUCUGCACCACCCGCUGCCUAACGCUUUGCUCCCCGGCUGCGGUCGGGGGCGCCCAGCUGCCCCCUGUGGCGACGACACCUCCGCUAACACCAGAGCCUGCUGCCCACCCGCCUUUUCCUCGCCCUCGUGGAAACAAGGGAAUUGUGAGAAGUGUGGAUGUGAUGUAAAAAUGCCAGCAACUCAAACCCACGGCGUGGAGCCGGCGACUUGGGCUUGGCCUGUGCCGCCGUCUGGUGCGGCGUGUGGUUUGAUAUGGCGGCCACAGGGCGCUGCUCCUGUGUGGGUGGGGGCGCGGCUGCGGGCGGGGCCGGGUGUGCUUGUGGGAAUGGCCAGCAUGGUGACCUGACCUGGGCGCCACCGCGGAAAUAAAGUUGUGAGCACCA